Molecule: messenger RNA, 570 nt
Organism: Procambarus clarkii (red swamp crayfish)
Lineage: Eukaryota; Metazoa; Arthropoda; Malacostraca; Decapoda; Cambaridae
Source: RefSeq, a predicted model, not a curated record
AUGCCUAAUAUUGGAGACCGGAUCCCAGGACAGGCCAUCCCCAGUACAGCUGUAGGGAGUCUGGAGUACCAUACCACCAACAGUGGGAGUCUGGAGUACCAUACCACCAACAGUGGGAGUCUGGAGUACCAUACCACCAACAGUGGGAGUCUGGAGUACCAUACCACCAACAGUGGGAGUCUGGAGUACCAUACCACCAACAGUGGGAGUCUGGAGUACCAUACCACCAACAGUGGGAGUCUGGAGUACCAUACCACCAACAGUGGGAGUCUGGAGUACCAUACCACCAACAGUGGGAGUCUGGAGUACCAUACCACCAACAGUGGGAGUAUGGAGUACCAUACCACCAACAGUGGGAGUAUGGAGUACCAUACCACCAACAGUGGGAGUCUGGAGUACCAUACCACCAACAGUGGGAGUCUGGAGUACCAUACCACCAACAGUGGGAGUCUGGAGUACCAUACCACCAACAGUGGGAGUAUGGAGUACCAUACCACCAACAGUGGGAGUCUGGAGUACCAUACCACCAACAGUGGGAGUAUAGAGUGCGUAGCGAGGGUCUGGAGGUAG